UUGGCCUGCAGGGGGCGCACGGAGCGCACGGUGCCUUUCGCUCCUCUUCUCUUCUCUUCUCCUCCCAGUUUUCCAGCAAUGCUGCAGACUGAGCCCUCUCCAUCUCUGACCGAAUCGGAUGCCUCCCUCCUUCUUCCUCCUGUCCUUACUGUCGAGCUCCUCUCCAUCGGAAUAUCACAAUCCCGCCGGGUAACAACACCAGAUCACCAGAUCACGAGGACCCAUCAUCCAAAUUAGUCAUGAGACUUUUUCAUUCUUAUCAAAAAAAUGUGAAAACAGACUCUAAGUUGUUAUGCCCCUAAGACUCUUAAAUGGAUGAAAAUACUUUUUCAUUACUGAUUCCAUGGAUGUGUGAUUUUUAAAGACCUUACGAAGGAAAACCAGAAGCUCAGAUCUGUCCCAAUAAUGUGUGAGCAGGAGGAAACAUUCGGCGUCAGAAAGCUAAGGAAUAACAACCCGAGGGGUGGAAUACAGACUUCUGAUGAUGCUAAUGCCAAUGAAAUCCAGACAGAGGAUGGAGGGACCACUGGAGAUGCUGGUUCCCUGUCGGGACUCAACGCUGAAUUUGCCGUGCAGGACAGAGUCAUCAUCUGGGGCACCGACUCGCAGUGCGACGACCCGGAGCUGGCCGAGUUUGAGAUGCUGGAGUGUCAGGAGCUGGAGGCCUACCUGGUUGAGGACGGGGAGGACUUUGUCGGGCUUGCAGAUCAGGAGCUCCAAGAUCAGCUCGCAUCGAAGCAAGCAGCAGCUGGCCGGAGCCGGGGGCAGAGGUCGGCCGCGUGUGAGCAGGAAUCAGCCGCCUCCCAACUGUCCGAGAGCAGAGAGCUGACCAGGACCGAGCUGAGCUCUGACACCGAUGUCUUUGUGACCUGCUUGUCCAACAUCUCCAGCAUCGCCACGGCCACACCGGUGACGGACUCCGGGAACCUCGCCUCCGGAUCUCACCCAGUCGUCCUAGAGGACCAGACUCUGGAUUCUCACACUUGUGGCCCCGUCUCAGAGAGAGGACAAAGAGACGAAAAAAGCACAACGCACCAAAGGGAUUUGGACGUGAAUUUGAAUUCCUCGCUUCUCUCGGAGAAUGUGGAGUCACAGGCACAAGAGAGGAAUGAUGAGCACAAGCAGAACAAUAACCAGAGGAAUGAUGCAGGAAAUACCAUUUCAGAGGGAGACUGUGACUACACCGAGCACGAGGCUUUGUCCUGUGCAACAAAGGCACUUAAAGAAAGCAGCGUGACGAUGGAUAAAAGCACACAAGCCGAUGGAGCUCACGAUGUGAUGAGUUCAGGCACAGGUACGGAAGGAACUCAGUCAUCAACCGAAUGCAAAGCCAUACAGAAGCAGGGAUCGUUUGAUAACACUCCGACGAAACAAAACUCCUUUGACAGGAGUGUGAAAAAGCAGCCUUCGUUUGAGAAGACUUUGAAGAAGCAGCUCUCCUUUGAGAACACAUCUAAAAAGCCGGGCUCCUUUGAAAACGCUCCGGCUUCGAGCUCGUCCAGUCUGGAGAGGAGGAAGCCGUGGGGAAGCCCCGCUCGACCGGCAUCCCCCAAAACUCCCUCCUGUUCCCCCAAGAGACGGCCGUCCAGCUCCCCGGCCACGGUCCAGAGCCCCCGAGCGCAGGCGGGGGGGCGCAGCGACUCGCCCUGCCAACCGGUCAAGCCUCCAGCUAAGACCGGUCUGAGCAGCGGCAUCCCCAAACCCGUGGUCCCCCAACAGAAAGAGGUGGACCCCAGGAGGUCUUCUCCCGUCCAGAGGCCCAAGAAUGUUCGGCCGAAGAUCAUCACGUACGUCCGGAAGAACACUCAAGCAAAACAGGAAGACGACGGGGGGCAUGAAGCUUCUACACACCCAGCGAGGUCCUCCCACUGUGGCCCCCCCGCCCACAGAGACUCCAGGGCGGUUCCUCAGUCCAGAUCCACCCCGGUGCUCAGCUCCACCAACGCCUUGUUCGACAAGUUUCGGCAGGAGAUGCAGAGAGCGGGAUACUGUCCUCCAGGCCCGGCUGUGGGCGGGGUCAGGCCACCGGGCGGCCACGCCUCCCAAAGGCCGAGCGGGAGGUCCGAGAGUUUUCAUGAGGAGAUGUCCAGGAAAUAUCUCCAAGAGCAUGUUUCACAAGAAGCAGGAGGUGUCUACCGCUCACCCAGAGCCUUGAGGCCUCAGCUGGGUUUGGGGGCGGUCACCCGGCUGCCUGCAGCCAAGACCAGGGCUCCGCAGACCAAUCAGAAGCCGUGUCCGGCCUCACACCAGCCGGCCAGGGCGCCCACAGCCGCCCACCAGGAGCCCAGGGGUCUUGGAGAGCAGAGGAGGUCCGGUCCAGAAACCACUCCCAAAGGCAUCCUGCUCAGAUCGGGCCAGUCCGGUCUUCGUCCUCCGGGCUUCUCUUCCCUCCCGGUCGCCCGGCUGGCCUCCCUCGGCUUCGUCCGGAGCUCAAGUGUCUCAUCUGUGUCCAGCAACCAAUCAAGUGAAAGCACUCACAGUGAUCCCUGCAGAGCAAAUCAGCCUUUGAGGAGAGAGGUCACAGAUGCCACGCCCUCCCCAAAAUCCUCCCCGAAAAGGUUUGCCGUGGUCUCACCCAAACCGCAGUCCCCCGCUCAUGGGCAGAACGCGGGGGUCCAUGGUUCUGGCCGGACGGUGAGGGCUCAGGAGGUAGACCGGGCUCUGAUCCAGCAGCUGCAGGGGCGCUGUGAGCUGCAGGCUCUGCAGCUCCAGAGCCUGCAGGCCCAGUUAAAGAAGGCCUUCCUAUGCCUGGACGUGUUCAGCAUCACGACACAGCACUUCUGUCUCAAGAGUGAGAGUGCUGUUGUGAAGGAGAGGGAACUGUCCCUGGAACUCACCAAAAUCAGGGAUGAAGUGGCUUGCAGCGUGGCACACUGGGAGCAACUGCAGCGGGAGAAGGCGGACGUGGAGCGGCGUUUUGAGGCAGAGCUGCGGGGGCUGCGGGUCCAGCAGCAGGAGGAGCUGGGAGCGCUGGAGGAGCGGCUGAGGGCUCAACACAUGGACGCCACCGAGAACCUGCAGGCCAUACAGCAGGCCGAGCUCCAGGAGCUGCAGUUAAAGCAGCAAGAGCAGCUCGAGGAGGUGACGGAGAACCACGAGGCGUCUUUGAUGGAAAUGGAGACGACUCACAAUGACACGCUGGCCACUCUGCAGGAGGAGCACGCCCGCACUGUGAAGAAUCUGAAGAUGGCCCACGAACAGCAGAAGAAGUCUCUGGAAGAAGAGUUUCUAAAGAUCCGACUUUCCCUUCAGGAUCAAGUGGACACGCUGACAUUUCAGAAUCGAAGCCUAAGAGACCGAGCGAAACGGUUUGAGGAAGCUCUCCGCAAGAGCACAGAUGAGCAGAUAGUGGACGCUUUGGCUCCGUAUAAACACAUCGAAGAGGACCUGAAGAGCCUGAAAGAAGUCCUGGAGAUGAAGAAUCAGCAAAUUCAUCAACAAGAGCAAAAGAUAUCCGAACUGGAGAAAAUAGCUGAAAAGAACGUGUACCUGGAGGAGCGACUGCAGGUGUUACAGCAGCAGAACGAGGACCUGAAGGAAAGAAUAGACAAGAAUCUUGCGGUGUCCAGACAACUCUCCGAGGAAAAUGCCAACCUGCAGGUGCACGUGGAGAAGGAGAGCAACGAGAAGAAGCGGCUGAGUCGCACCAACGAGGAGCUAAUGUGGCGCCUGCAGACGGGGGAGUUAAGCCCUCACAUGACCCCCACUUCCUCCCCCAUCCACCGACCCCCGUCUGGACCCUGCUCCCCCGCCCGGCCGCACUCCUACCAUCAAUGACGCCCUCAACGGGAGCUCUUAAAACAAACGCUUUCUUUGAUCAAUGUCAGAAAGUCCCUCAUUUUUUCUGCCCAAUGGCACAUUCUUCUUUUAAUUACUCGUUUGUUUGUUUGUUUGUUGGGAGGCAUUUCCAAAGUCAAACCACGGGAAUUUCAAUCUUUGACCGACUGAAUUGUAUCGAUGACCACUCCUGAUUGCAUAAGAGGAAGCAUCUCAGCUCCCCAGAAAGCCGGAAGAGGAGCUCGUUCGCUCCACCUCGCAGUGCCUCAUCUCCAUAUUUUUGCCUCCAUCUACAUCUCCAUCUCCCCAUCCAGCACUCAGGAUGAUGGAUGAAAAAAAAGACGUAGAAAAACCAUGGGAAGUGCUACUACAAACACAAGAAGCGCCUUCUACCGCCUCCCCCACCAGCAACGUCUGCCCGGGCACAGGUCAGACCCGAGUACAGUCACAAAGCUACCUACAGUCCAUCGAUCUCAAAGGGAGGAUUCUUCUCUGGGGCAAUAGUUCAUAUAUCAGGAAUAUCAUGAAUGAAUACCAUCAGGAACAAACCUCUGUCAUGCAUCCUACAUUCCUCUAAAACCAUUUGCUGUCAGCGAAUAAGAACUCACUGAACUGCCAACACAGUCCGACUAUAUUACCUACCGAAAUUUGUAAAAUCUGUACAGGUAUUUCUCUAUUUACAGCAUGGUUUGUCUUCCAGUGACAGUUUGUUUUAACUUAACCUAUAGUGUGAUGAUGAAUUAUAGAAAGGCAAGGAGGCAAAAUAAGUUAAAUCUUCUUUCUAUUCAAACUGAACUGGAUUUAUCAAAAUUACAGAAAGAGAUGAUUGUCAAGUUGGAGUCCGUCGCUCUCCACAUGGGUUCAAAAAGUGUGACUGUGUUUCCCAGAACCACCAAAGAGGGAUCAAUGGGAACAGUGCUUGAUAGUGUACUGCAUCAUCUAUGUUUUUCGAGUUUGUUGCUGCAGAAUCUGCCAAAAAUGCUGCUUUCAAGGUAUAAUUUCCAUGAAUUUUUACUCUUUUAAUAUGCACAGUAAUUUAUUAGUUUCUUUAUUAUUUAAGAAUUGUUGCUUUUUCUGUGUUGUUGAAUAUAUAUUUAUUUUUCACCACAAAAAAAGGUAUAAAAUUAUGCCUCCCAAACUCCAUAACCGUACCUCGAGGUUGACCUUUUCAGCAUUUAAAGUUAUUUGAUCAAAAACAGAAAAAUGUUACCUCAUUUCUCAUUGUAACGACAAAUAUCUCAGGACCUGAGACGCAUUUAGAGUCAACAAAGGGAGGCGACUGCCAUAGCGUUUAUUUAGUAUUCAUUGUCUUUUUUUUCCAUGUUUACAUACGGCAUCCAAUCAUCUAAAUAGUCUGUAUUGCAAGAUAUUCUUUGUAUACAGUCAUUUGGGUGUUAGCAGCACGUGGACAUAUUCUGAAGAGGUUAGUGCAAUGUGUGAAAAUAAAGUGUUUUAACACGUAUUACAUACAUAUUCCUUAAAAGAUGUAGAAAUAUGCCAAAUGGAGAUUUGGUCGUCACUCCAUUUUACUGAUCGGACAAUAAUGUGAUUGUGUUUAUCCGGAGGGAAGAGGAGAAGAAGUGGAAACCGCCUUUUUUCCCCCAUCAGGUUCUCUGAUUGCACUGAUUGCCUCUUGUGUCCUGUGGACACGACGCCGUGCUCAUUUACUGAAUGUUCCUUUAACACUACAGUAAGCGUUUGUUUACAGUUUGGUUCCAAACUCAAAGAGGGAUGUCUGUACUUCUGUUGAUCGUUUACAUGACUUACGUUGAAUGAUUGCAUUAAGUAGUUCAGAAGUUUAUUGUUUGGACGACUUUGUAUGAAAGCAUGACCUCACAUAAGCUUGUGCGUUAUUUUUGUGUCACUUCACUUUUAUUCAUGCGUCCUGCUCCAGAAGUUAAAAUGUAGCUCAUCUGGUUAAAAUGUCAACAAUGAUGAGAGUUGAUGGCUAUCUAUAUGUUGCACUUUGUAUUCAAGUAUUAAAUCACGUUACGCAAACCCAGAAACUGUAUAGAUUUACUGAUUUAUGGGUGAAUAAACCGGAGUAGCUGGAGAUAACCCACGCAGAUACAGGGGGAACAUGCAAAAGGCAGAAAGAUCUCCAGGGAUUUCAACAGCUAACCACCACACCGCCAAGAUUUAACUACAAUAUAAAGCUCAAUCUGUUAUAAAAAUAUAAAUGUUAUCAUGUACACACUAGGCCUCCAAGACCACAUUUAUUAUGGUAUUAUAGACAUGCAAUGGAAAACUCCAAAAGUUCCAACAACAUCAACACGAACAGCCAAUCUGACCUCAUCUAUUUCAUAAAACGUACUAAAUGAGACUCAGCCCUUCCUUUGCAUGAAGCUCUGCAUCAUAUCUAUGGGCAGAGGGAAGAUGAUGGUGGAGUUUUUC
Molecule: messenger RNA, 6171 nt
Organism: Menidia menidia (Atlantic silverside)
Lineage: Eukaryota; Metazoa; Chordata; Actinopteri; Atheriniformes; Atherinopsidae
Source: the annotation of a GenBank genome assembly